AGAAGCCAGUGAACUCACUGGCUGUAUCUACAGCAACCAGCACGACGCGGACCGGAGGUGCAGACAGAGGAGAGGGUCUCUGCGGCCUGUGGACGAGCUCAGAGAAGAUGCCCGGAAGCUACCAGGGCGGUUCAAUCAGACCACUCCCCAGGAGCCAACGCAACCGAGCCCCCAGCCCAGGCGGACCCCGCAGCUCCAAGAACCCGGGCCACCUCAUCAGCCUCGACCUUGGGGCCUACCCUCCAGGCCCCACCCUCUCGGACUCCCCUCUGCCCACCCUCGGCCCACCCCGCAGGAGGGGCUCUGGCUCGACCGGCCCAUCCAUCCCAGCGCCCUGCCUGCACCACUCGGUCCACCCGUCUCACCUGAGCUGCACCAUCGGAGCUCAUUCCGGGGGUGGCCCCGGCCGCGGCAGCUUUCUGACCCGUCCGACCAGCACCGGCCCACGGAGCCGGAGGCCCAGCAACGACACCGAGUCUCCGGAGAGCCCAAACCUCCGUGGCCGGCUUCCCAGGACGAGCUACAGGGGCUCCCACCCCACCCCCGAUGCCAGCCACCCCAACGUCCUCAGCUGGCCAGGGAGCACUACCUGCGUCGUCGGAGCUCAGGGCCAUGCCGCCCACCUGGAUCGUCCAAAAUGCACCAAGUCCCUGGCCCGCCCCGCCGCCACAGAGCCUUUGGUGGCCCGCCAGACCAGGCGUCCCCCAAAGCACCAAAGGGACUUCUGGACAGUGGAGGGCAGGUUGGAGGGUGGAACCCCUAACCCGCUACAGUGCUUGCCCAAAUUUCUGGCCAUGGCCCGGACGAUUUGGUCCCCACCGGUCCUGGAACCAGCCAACUCCGUGUGGUGGUGAUGGGCUACUGGCCCCCCUGCUACGACGCUGCAAAAUAAAGUGCUUGCAGCAGA
Messenger RNA from Tachyglossus aculeatus (Australian echidna), 907 nucleotides. Its product is annotated as protein transport protein SEC31-like. The record is from RefSeq and is a predicted model, not a curated record. NCBI's taxonomy places the organism in Eukaryota, Metazoa, Chordata, Mammalia, Monotremata, Tachyglossidae. Bases 108 to 854 code for a protein of 248 amino acids. The transcript has a single exon.